This is a messenger RNA of Vigna unguiculata (cowpea), 2387 nucleotides long. It is a transcript of the gene KU80, whose product is annotated as Ku80 family protein. Gene Ontology annotation, cellular component: nucleus; Ku70:Ku80 complex. Gene Ontology annotation, biological process: double-strand break repair via nonhomologous end joining; DNA recombination; telomere maintenance. The record is from RefSeq and is a predicted model, not a curated record. Lineage: Eukaryota; Viridiplantae; Streptophyta; Magnoliopsida; Fabales; Fabaceae. Gene Ontology annotation, molecular function: damaged DNA binding; telomeric repeat DNA binding; DNA helicase activity.
ACUAGUUAGAAAUACUAUUGAAGAAUCUCUCUUGAAGCGGGAAGUGUGAAAGAAGCCUGUAUAUACAACUCUGCUUCUUGGGCAAAUUCAAUAUCCCUCUUUCUCCCCUUCUCCAUCCAUGCCUCCAAUCAAGGAUGCGGUUCUUCUUCUGCUUGAUGUGGGGCCAUCCAUGCAUUCUGUUCUUCCUGAAAUUGAGAAAGCCUGCUCCUUGCUUGUAGAAAAGAAGAUGAUAUAUAGCAAAAGUGAUGAAGUCGGAAUAGUCUUAUUUGGAGCUGAAGAUACUGAUAAUGAACUAACUACGGAAAUUGGUGGGUAUCAACAUGUUGUGGUUUUAAAAAAGAUUAAAGUUGUCGAUGGAGAUAUUGUUGAGGCUUUACAACAGCUGCCUCGAGGAACAACUGAUGGUGAUUUUCUUGAUGCUGUCAUUAUUGGCAUGGAUAUGUUGAUAAAAAAAUUUGAUCAAACAAUCAAGGGAAAGAAACGUCUCUGUCUUAUCACAAAUGCAAAAUGUCCAAUAAAAGAACCUGAUGAAGGCACAAAGGAAGAGCAAGUUACCAUCAUUGCCAAACAGCUGACUGCCCAUGGUAUGAAAAUGGAAAGUAUUAUUUUUAGAGGAAAGCUUGGCCAAGAUGCAAACAGGGAAAUAAUGGAUGAGAAUGAUCGUUUGUUAAAUAUUUUUUCCAAGGAAACAUCAACAAGAUUGUUGUAUUUGGAGAAUCCAAUUUCUUUGUUUGGUGCUCUUAAAACAAGAAAUAUAACUCUAGUUACAAUUUUCAGAGGGGAUCUUGAAAUCCGUCCAAACCUGAGCAUUAAGGUAAUGGUAUACAAGAAAACAGCACAAGAGAAAUUUCCUACACUGAAGAAAUAUUCUAAUAAGGCUCCUCCAAAUGAUCAAUAUGCUAAACAUGAACUCAAAACAGAUUAUGAGCACAAGAGUUGUGAAGAUCGUGACAAAGUUCUCCCCCCUCACCAAAGAAUUAAAGGCUAUGCUUAUGGGCCUCAAAUAGUUCCCAUAUCCAGUGCUCACUGGGAUGCGUUUAAAUUCAAACCCGAAAAGGGUGUGAAGCUUUUGGGAUUUACUGAUUCUUCUAAUGUAUUUAGACAUCAUUACAUGAAAGAUGUAUGUGUGUUCCUACCUCAACCUGGAAAUACAAGAGCCAUGCUUGCAGUUUCUGCUCUUGCACGAGCCAUGAAGGAAAAGGAUAAGGUGGCAAUAUUACGCUGUGUCUGGAGAAAGGGACAAUCAAAUGCUAUCAUUGGGGUCUUGACACCUAAUUUAUCCGAUAAAGAAAAUAUUCCUGAUUCAUUUUACUUAAAUGUACUUCCUUUUGCCGAGGAUGUGAGAGAGUUUCAAUUCCCUUCCUUCUCUAAUUUCCCAGCUUCGUGGCAGCCAAAUGAACAACAGCUAGAGGCUGCAGCUAACUUAAUAAAAACGCUUGACCUUGCACCACAUGGGCAAGAGGAAGUUUUGCUACCUGACUUUACAACUAAUCCAGUGUUAGAGCGCUUUUAUCGUUUCCUUGAGCUGAAAUCAAAGGAUCCAGAUGUGGCGGUACCUCCUAUUGAUGAGACACUCAAGAAAAUUACAGAGCCUGAUGCCGACCUGCUAUUGCAAAACAAAUCUGUAAUAGACUCAUUUUGCAGGUCUUUCGAGCUUAAGGGACAACCGUUGAAAAAGUCUAGGCGAUUAUGGGGAGGAAAGAGAUCUUCUACAAAUGAUGAACCUGCCAAUGUAAUUGAAAAGGCAUCUGUUGAAGUUGAGAAAAUCGGGGAUCUAACUCCUGCCCAAGAUUUUGAAGCCUUGAUUUCCCGCAGAGAUAGUCCAAAUUGGGUUGUAAAAGCGAUCGAUGAAAUGAAAAAUAAAAUAUUUGACCUGGUGGAGGACUCUCACGAAGGUGAUAACUAUCCUAAAGCAUUGGAAUGUUUAGUUGUGCUUCGCAAGGGUUGCAUCCUUGUGCAGGAACCAAAACAGUUCAAUGAUUUCCUUAAACAUAUUUGUAAAUUCUGUCGAGAGAAUAGACUUCACAGUUUCUGUCAAUAUCUUGCUUCUAAGGAUCUUACCUUGAUCUCCAAAACAGAAGCUGUAGACAGUGAUGUUACUGAUGAGGAAGCCAGAUGUUUCUUGGUUAAAUCUGAACCAAAAGUUGAAUGAUUCCUUCUCUAUAUGUACUGAAAUUAAAAGUUACAUUAUUUUUGUCUCAGAAUGAUUAUCUUGUAUAAUUAACGGAUUUGUGAAAAAAAAAAUAAAGAAAAGUACAUAGGAAUACCUUGUGAAUAUUGUUUGUAAUAUUGUUUGUUCUCGCCUGAGAUUCUGUAACUUUGAUUCCAUUUGUGACAAUUCAGAAUUUGAUAAGCUUGAGUUUAUCAAGCAUACGUUAUCAGCACAA